AUGGAAGGCAGGAACUACGGCUCAGGUUUUUCAAAUUGGGGUGGCGGAGGGUCUGGAAACAGAGGUUCUGGAAACUUUGAUCUAUUUGGUGGAAAUUAUAAGAAUUCCAUGUCGGGUUACGGGGGCUACGGAGGCGGCAAUUCCAAGAGAGGCCUCUCCGAGUCAUCCAUGCUCCACGAAAAGAUAACACAAGCAGAUGAAGUGAUUGCCAAGAUUAAUCAGCGCUUGGACAUGCUCACUCAGUUGGAGGGUGGCAUGAAAGGUGGCCGAGGUGACAGGUUUGACCAGUUCGAGUCUUUCGACUCGUUCUCCUCCUCCCGAGAUCUCUUCAGAUCCGGUGGCGGUAGCUAUGGUUGUGAUGAUGGCCGUGGUGACAACAUGCUGUUGGGCCAGCGAGGAGGCUCGGGCUUCGGGGGGGGCAUGGGACAAGGAGGGGGAGGUGGCUUUAAUAGCCUCUCCUCCACCUAUGGAAUCGCUAAAAUGCGACAGAAUUUAAGGGAGUCCUUCGGCAGUGACUCUGGCAGGGGAGGAUGGGCAGGUCGUCGUUCCCCCAGAAGGGGCGGAGGUGCCGGGGGUCGAGGGUUUGGGGGCUACAGGUCCGACCCCAUGUCCUUAGGCGGAGGCGGCCGGGGAAGCGGUCCUUCCCCAGGAGGUCGAGGCAAGCUCCCAUCCCUCCUGUCCAACCGCAUGUACCCAGAGGGUGGAGGUUUCCACCCAGGUCCCUCCCAAGGGCCCCGCGACUUUUCCGGGAGGUAUUUUGGAGGGGCCACACGGGUCAGCCGCGCGCGAGGCCGCAGGAAACCCCUCAACAAACUGCCACCAAAGCCACAAAAUGACACCCAGAAGAAGAGAAAGCAGAUGGCCACUCCUGCUGAUGAGCCAGAGAGUAAAAUGAACAAGACCGAAAACACUAAUGCUGAUGCUAAGGUAGUAGAAAAAGAUGACAGCAAGGCAACUAUGACUGCUGCUGCUUCUGCUGAUGCUCAAGAGACUACUGAUGGAGAAUCAGGUUCAGCGAAAAAGGAAGAAAGUGCCGAGGCGGCAGCGGUGGUGGCACAGGACAAACAGCCCACCCCCCGACCUCCAGGCAAGUCUUCAAAAGCGAAAAAGAAGCGGGGCUUUCAGGAGAGGGUGAUGUUUGCAUGCUCCAUCUGCAAGUUCCGAACGUUCUACAAGGAAGAUAUGGAACGUCAUUUGGAGAGUCGCUUCCACAAGGAACACUUCAAAUUCCUUUCGGGCCAGCUGUCCAAGCCGACCACAGACUUCCUACAGGAGUACUUACUGAACAAGUUCCACAAAACUGACCACAUGAUCAAUCAAUUGGAGAACCACAGUGCUGCCAUCUGUCAGAUGUACAGAGACCAGGAUCUCACGAAAGAUCUCGGCAUGGAGCACUUCUUGAAGAAAGUGGAAGCUGCCCAUUGCAGUGCCUGUGACAUCUUCAUUCCAAUGGAGUUUCACCUGAUCCAAAAGCACAUUAAAUCCUACGACCACAACUAUAAUCGCAAGGGAAUGAUGGAGCAGUCUAAGAGAUCCAGCCUGUCAGUUGCACGUAGCAUCCUCAACCACAAAGUCAUUGGAAAGAAGCUGGAGAGCUACCUGAGUGGAGAAAAUCCAUUUGUUGGUAACCAGGAGGGUCAGGGCGCACCCGAAUCAAUGUUGGUGGAAGAAACAGAAGAACAACCGGCCGUCACGGAAGAUAAGGAGGUGACCGAGGAUGUGGAGGCGGUGACCAAAGCAAGCGAGGGGGAACCAGCCCAAGAAGAAAAUACUGAGAACGAAGAGGUUAAGGAGGAAGCGGGUAUGCCGGAGGAGCAGGGGAACCAGAACGAGGAGGAGGGGGAAGAAGGCUUUGAAGUUGGAGAGGAUGAAGAUGAAGAGGGAUACGUGGUGCACGAUGAAAUUGAUGAAGAGGAUGGAGCGGAGGUGUGUGAUGCUGUUGUGGAGGAAGAUGAUCACAAAGAACUGUUAGAGUAA
Nerophis lumbriciformis (worm pipefish) is the source of this 1977-nucleotide messenger RNA. The record is from RefSeq and is a predicted model, not a curated record. NCBI's taxonomy places the organism in Eukaryota, Metazoa, Chordata, Actinopteri, Syngnathiformes, Syngnathidae.